This is a messenger RNA of Myodes glareolus (Bank vole), 1936 nucleotides long. Lineage: Eukaryota; Metazoa; Chordata; Mammalia; Rodentia; Cricetidae. The record is from RefSeq and is a predicted model, not a curated record.
AAGUGAGGUUCCUGGUAGGAGCCAAGAAAUCACCCAACAGCUGGUGGUUGAAAUCUUGCCUACUUCCGACUAAAUGAUAGAAACGUGUGUAGUAGAAUACCAACUUUCAAGUCUGAGGCCGGAUUGGAUCAGUGUUGCAGUAUCACUGGCUUAUUAAUGUCAGCCUUCCCACCCACCCCCAAGUUUUAUUCGGCGGUGCCUGAGAAGUUACUGAAAGCAGUAUUUGGUUGAGGGUGAGAAUUCGAGUCUGACCUUGAACUUCUAUGUGCCACCAGGUCUGGUUUUAUGCGGUGUUGGGGAUCGGAUAUACUUCAUGCAUGCUAGGUGUCUCGUGUGAAAAGGGAGCAUUUGGCUUUUACAGCUGAGUUGCCACUGAGUCUCUGAAACAGAGCCCGGAGGAUAAAUCUGCCUUAUCACUAUUAUUUUUGUCGCAACGGAAGUUGGAAACAAAAUGGAUGUGGCAGAAAACAACAUACCGGUUGCAGACCUGGGAUGUGGUGAUACCAAACUCCUAAAGCUGCUAAAAGUCUAUCCAUGCAUUCAGCUGCUUGUUGGGGUAGAUAUCAAUGAAGAAAAAUUACAUUCAAAUGGGCAUUACUUGUCUCCCUACCUGGGGGAGUUUGUAAAACCCCGAGAUCUAGAUUUGACCGUCAUCUUGUAUCAUGGCUCUGUUGUGGAGAAAGACUCUCGCCUGCUUGGAUUCGAUUUGAUAACAUGCAUUGAAUUAAUAGAGCAUCUGAAUUCAGAUGAUCUGGCCAAAUUUCCCGAAGUGGUUUUUGGAUACCUGUCGCCAUCCAUGGUUGUCAUCACCACACCAAAUGCUGAAUUCAACCCCCUGUUUCCCACGGUGUCCCUGAGGGAUGCAGAUCAUAAAUUCGAGUGGAGCAGAAAGGAGUUCCAGACCUGGGCUUUACAAGUGGCAAACUGCUACAAUUAUUGUGUGGAGUUUACUGGGGUCGGGAUACCCCCAGCUGGGUCUGAGCAUGUCGGAUAUUGCACCCAGAUCGGUGUCUUUAGGAAGAACAGCAGGAAGCUGGCUGAAUCCCGUGUUUCACAGCAGCAUGACCGGCAUGUGUACAAAGCUGUUUAUACAACCUCCUACCCGAGUUUACAGCAGGAAAGGGUGCUUAAGUUUGUACUGGUCGGGGAGCUCCUGAUACAAGUGGAACACUUGAGGCUUAGAUACCAACGGAUGCUGAGGGAGCGGGAGGAGCUGGGCCCUAAUUCAGGGCACAGGGACGCCUCCCCAGCCCCUCACCUACUCUUGGGAGAAGUCUUCACAGAGGCUGAAAAGGCCAGAAUAGAAAAUACUCCCCAGCCCUUCUGUCAAGGAGAGAAGUUUUUCAUACCCCUGAGGAGACUGCUCGCUUAUCCCAAGCUGCAGCGCUUGUGUACCGACGAAGAGAGGAUGCGGUCCCUCAUUGCUGACUCGGUGUGCCUAAGCAGUGACGGUUCUGCAGUCGUGGUUGAUCUGCACAAUUCUUGGGAUUAUCGGCCUGAAGAUAAUUGAGCCAUCUGAAUCUUCCAAAGCUCAGAGUCUUGCUGAGAGUUGAGUUGUCUUGGAAUUCAAACUUUUUGUUUUUGUGGUGCUGGGAAUUGAACCCUGGGCCAUUUGCAUGGUAAGCAAGCAACUUUGACACUCAGCUACGUCCUCAGCCCUGGGAUUUAAACUUUGCACAGUCAUAAUUAAAGUACUACUUUUGAAAGUUUUAAUACAAAUCGGGUCCUGAACUGGUUGACAGACGUGCCUGGCGCAGACUGCUCUUCACUGAGAAAGGGCUUAACCGGAAGGAGCUGCUUUCCUUUAACGUUGGGUUUUUAUUUUCCAUUCGGUGUUUACGAGAACAUUGGGUGUGGCCAUGUGUUAGUUUUGUCCUCGCCCAGUUUUGGUGUUAGAGCCAUGUGUUGAAUGUGACAUUAAAGCAUUUAAAUGUAA